Messenger RNA from Puccinia graminis f. sp. tritici CRL 75-36-700-3, 811 nucleotides. RefSeq lists its product as uncharacterized. The record is from RefSeq and is a predicted model, not a curated record. Bases 1 to 618 code for a protein of 205 amino acids. The transcript is spliced from 4 exons. Lineage: Eukaryota; Fungi; Basidiomycota; Pucciniomycetes; Pucciniales; Pucciniaceae.
AUGGCCAUCCAGACGCUAUGCUGGGCCAAACUGGCUAGAGGAGAUCGGAACGUGAAUAUUAGAGCGGACUCGAGAAGUUUCCUCUCCCCCCUACUCCUCCCCCCAAUUCCUCCCCACAACCCCUUAAGCGCAUCAUCGUACCGACCGUUUAAGCCCAUUUUCUUACCGACCGAGCCUGAAUCUUAUCAAGUCGGCAAAGCCCCUUUUCGACGUUUGAGUUAUCCCCCAAGUAAGCGUCAAAAGUCACGUAUUAUCCCGACAAGCGAACGUCCGUCAAAUAUGGAAUCAACACUUAGAUCAGCUCCCAAAGUAACGCGCGCGAAAUCCGCAAAGAACCCUGUCGUUAACAAUGAAAACACAUCGUCACCAUCAGCAGAAACGGAGACUCCCGUGAACCCUACGAUCACAUUAGACGCCUCACAGGAUAGCGGAGGGGACGAGUCAGUAGAUUUGAUAAGCAAGAACCCAGUAUUAUCCACAGAAACGUUGAAUGAGAUCGCAAGCAAGACGUCAGUCCCACCGAUCACCGAACAGAUCGAUGAAAGAGAACACAUUUGGGCUAAGAUUAAAGAUGCUCAAACAGCAGGCGACGAAGGAUUCGCUGAAGGAGGAGCCUGAGCCGAGAGUGAGAACACCCAAUCUCCGUAUGAAUCAUUGAUUGCAGUUUUACAAACCCAUCCUUUUCCAAUUACUCUUGAUCUUUCUAAGUAACAACCUUGUACGUGCCAUGUCUUCAGCAUUGUAUGGCCUCAAAUAUAAUUUAUAGCACUCCGACUUCCAUCUGCCUAGAGUGCAUAAGUCAUCUACCGUC